AUGGAUCAAUAUGGCUUGCCAGUACAGAGAAGAGAGAUGAAGCAUAAAGGGAGAAAUGUUGUAUGGUCCAUUGGAAUGGAUAAGUGUCUAAUUGAAGCUUUAGCUAUCCAGGCUAAAAGUGGGAACAAAAUAGACAAAUGCUUCAACGAGAACGCUUACACUGCCGCUUGUAUUGCGGUUAACACUCGUUUCAAUCUAAACUUGAAUAACCAAAAAGCCAUCAACCGCCUGAAGACAAUCAAGAAAAGGUACAGAGUGAUGAAAGACAUACUUAGCCGAGAUGGAUUCUGGUGGAACGCAAACACAAAAAUGAUCGAAUGCGAAAGUGAUGAGCUUUGGAAAAGAUAUAUUGCUGUACACCCAGAUGCAAAAGCAUUUAGAGGGAAGCAAAUUGAGAUGUACGAAGAACUUAGAAUUGUAUGUGGCGACUAUCAAGCUCCAGGUCGAUUAAACAAGGUGAAGAAUGAAAACAACCAUCAUCCAAACGACUUUAAACACUUUGAAGAAGACUCUGUUUCAUUCCCUUUACCAAGCUCAGAAGACCGUAGCGAUACAGAUGGAACAGAAUCAUACACAGGCGCAGAUGAGUACUUGCAUGAUGAGUCUAAUGAUCUUCCUCCAAAUCCUCUAAGGCAACCUCUUAAACGACCUCGAAAAUCAGAUCCAUUUCAAGAAGCAAUGUUAGUGGUUGCCUCUAGCAUUCGUCGCUUAGCUGAUGCCGUGGACCAAAGCAAAACUCUGAUCAAUACAGAAGAACUGUUGGAAGCAGUGAUGGAGAUUGAUGGAUUGGAAGAAGCGAAACAGAUGUACGCAUUUGAGUAUCUGAAUGGUGAUCCAGUCAAAGCUAGAGCUUUCAUGGCUUACAAUAUUAGGAUGAGGAAGUUGUUUUUGUUUCGACAGUUUUGGUGGUGGAAGUAA
Arabis nemorensis is the source of this 918-nucleotide messenger RNA. The record is from the annotation of a GenBank genome assembly. Lineage: Eukaryota; Viridiplantae; Streptophyta; Magnoliopsida; Brassicales; Brassicaceae.